UUGUGCGUCGCAUAUGGAAGUAUGGGUGUCACCAGGCUGCGGCGCAUACGCGGAACGCACUUCGCCGUCGUGCCACACAGGUCACCGGGAAUAAACAGUCAAUAAAAUAUGUGAGAAUCCCAGGAACAGAUCUCGGCGGUCCCCCGCUCCUCGCUCACCCUCCAUAUUCGGUGAUACAUCAUCCUAGCCGUCCAUCUUGGAUGCCUUUCCAACUCAUUUGACUCGAUGUUCAAGACCCGUGAUCCCCGCAGAAGACGUUGCGCUUGUGUGGUGUUAAAACUGUUCCGGCGGACUUUCUUACCGCCCUCUUCUUCUCCUCGACUUCUCCUCUUCCAGUCCAUAAAUACUAACCCUAAUCCGUCGCAUCCUUUCUUUACUAGACGCCAUUUCGACGAGAGAGGUAACGAGCAAUGGAUCUCUCGACGGCGAUGUGGACGGCGGUGGUAGUCGGAGCUGCCGCCGUUUACUGGUUCGUGUGGAUGAUGGGCGCUGCGGAAGUGAAGGGCAAGCGGGCGGUGAACCUCAAGAUGGGAUCGAUCGCAAAGGACAAAGUUCAGGACAAGUACAAGCAGUACUGGUCCUUCUUCCUCCGCACCAAGGAGGACAUUGUCGCCGCCUCCGACGACGACAAGGUGCCGGCCUUCGUCGACACCUUCUAUAACCUCGUCACCGACAUCUACGAGUGGGGAUGGGGCCAGUCCUUCCACUUUUCCCCUUCCCUCCCGGGCCUAUCCCACCGGGAAGCCACCCGCAAGCACGAGGAGCGCGCAGCUGACCUCAUCGCAGCUCGACCCGGCCAACGGAUCGUCGAUGUGGGAUGCGGCGUCGGCGGCCCGAUGCGCGCCAUUGCCUCCCACUCCGGCGCCCACGUCGUCGGCAUCACGAUCAACGAGUACCAGGUCGGCCGCGCCAGUGCGCACAACCGCAAGGCUGGCCUCGAUGGGCUCUGCGAGGUCGUCUGCGGCAACUUCCUCGAGAUGCCCUUCCCCGACGCAUCCUUCGAUGGCGCCUACUCCAUCGAGGCCACCUGCCACGCCCCCUGCCUGGAGGACGUUUACCGCGAGAUCUUCCGCGUGCUCAAACCAGGCGCCCUGUACGUGUCCUACGAAUGGGUCACCACCGGGCUGUACCGGCCGGACGAUCCGCGCCACGUCGAGACCAUCCGCGGGAUCGAGCGCGGCGACGCCCUCCCAGGACUCCGCGCUCAGAACGAGGUGGCGGCGAUCGCGCGCCAGGCAGGCUUCGAGGUGGUGGAGGAGCGCGACCUGGCGCUGCCCCCGGCGGAGCCAUGGUGGACGCGUCUCCAGAUGGGUCGCUUCGCCUACUGGCGCAACCACCUGCUGGUCUCCGUCCUCGCCGCCUUGCGCAUCGCCCCGAAAGGCGUCGUCGACGUCCACGAAAUGCUUUACGAGACGGCGCGCCAUCUUAGCGAUGGCGGCGAAACCGGCAUCUUCACUCCGAUGCACAUGAUCCUCUGCAGGAAACCCCUCCUAAUCAAUCAGUAAUCCCUCCAUCGAACAAGCUCACUACCCAGAUUCCAGAAGCAAGAAACAAAGGAUAGCGAUCAUUGCUUUGGCUUAUUAAUUUCAAGUGUGUGUGUUUUUAUCUUCAAAUUCAGGUCUUCGGUCAUUUUCCUACCUAUCUAUCUAUCUUCAUUAUUUAGAUGA
Molecule: messenger RNA, 1667 nt
Organism: Zingiber officinale
Lineage: Eukaryota; Viridiplantae; Streptophyta; Magnoliopsida; Zingiberales; Zingiberaceae
Product: 24-methylenesterol C-methyltransferase 2-like
Exons: 1
Coding region: 411-1505 (364 amino acids)
Biological process (GO): steroid biosynthetic process
Molecular function (GO): S-adenosylmethionine-dependent methyltransferase activity
Source: RefSeq, a predicted model, not a curated record